Messenger RNA from Episyrphus balteatus (marmalade hoverfly), 4343 nucleotides. RefSeq lists its product as uncharacterized. The record is from RefSeq and is a predicted model, not a curated record. The coding region runs from base 1 to 432 and encodes 143 amino acids. NCBI's taxonomy places the organism in Eukaryota, Metazoa, Arthropoda, Insecta, Diptera, Syrphidae. The transcript has a single exon.
AUGCCCAAUAACCAUCAAAAUCCGCUGUUUGCUCAGCAUACACUUACACAGUAUAGCUCUCUGCCGAGACGUUCGUCGGCCUUCCAACGCAAUACUCCAGUUCGUAGAUCAACUGGAGUACCUGAAAAUCACAUGGAAUACUUUGUGCCCCGUAGCAUAAGUGAAUUCAAUCUAUCAGGUGUAGGAGAUCUAGCCCUGCCACCGCCAAGACGUUCGCCAAUUCAAGUUAGUAAUACCAGUCAUAAUUUGCAGGCUCAGACAAUUCUGUGCGCCCCACCUCCACCGCCCCCACCACAAAUCCUAAUGAAACCUCGCGAAAAAAUGGUUACAUUCGAGGACGAAUCCAGCGGCAAAGGGACAACUUGUCCGCAUGGCGUGCCAACGACACCCAGAAAGGUGACAGGUCCGGUUAGUGGGGAUGUGUUUAUGUGACGUGAACAGUUGUGACCAUCCGAAAAUAUCAACGACGAAGAAGUUGUCGAAUACAGGGUGGUUGAGGGUAAGGAAACGUGUAGCCUUGAAGAUGGCAAUGAUCUCAAAAGCUCAUCGCCUGGCGAUGUUAUAUGUGUAUAAAUUAGAUGAAAGUAUUUAUAAUGUAUCUUUAAGAUGUAUGAUGCUUAGAUCUAAGAAUAUGUUAUUAAGUGUAGAUGUAUGGUUUAUACGGCGCCAAGAAAACUUUUUUAUGCUUUCAUAAAUGUAGCAUUUUUUAUAUAACAACACUUCGGGUCAUUUAAUUCAAGUCACAUUGUUUUAAAAUUUGUUUUUUUAUUUAUGAACAUAAAACUAAAUACAUUUCUAAGGUUCGUAAUGAAGUUUUAUACCUACAAUAAAAUAUAAAUAUGUAACUCAGAGUCUACGAUUUAAGUAAUCAGAAAUUUUUUUCAACCGUUAUUUCCCCUCUUUUAGUAUUGUAAGAAGUCCCAAAAAAUUGAAGAAAUUAAUUGUAUUAAAAGAUUUAAAAAAAAACCCAAAUAAAUACCGUCUCGUAAGCACACCCAAGGUUAACCAAAAAUUGUAUGGAGUAGGGGGUCGUAAAGUUACUCUUCAGGAACUUUAUAAGACUUCGUGUUAAGAGGGGGUGUCCUGUCACAUAAACGGCUCAACGCGUUGCAACGUUUAUAAAUUGGUGGAUAACUUUCGCAUUUGUAAAGAUAAAUCGAAUGAAAUAAAUUUUAUUAUUUAGUUAAUAAACAAGCCUUAAAAUAUUUGAUGUUAUAAUAAUUUGAGCAAUUGUAAUUUAGAGAGCAUAAAAAGCGACAAUUUUGGUCGUUGUUUUAGUACGACCUAUUUAUUUUGUGUUUGUUUCUUACUCAGACUAAAAAUUUUAUUUUUCUUAAUACUAUUUUGGAUUGAGAUUGAAUUAAUCUAAGGAGUAGGUUAAGCUAUUUUGAAAAACUAAAACUUUGUUUUUUAUAGAAAAAAAUUCAUCGGAACAUCAUAUAAUAAAACGGCGAACGCGAAUUUUGUGGUACAAACUCCGCGGCCCACAAAAACCGAAGGGACAUAAAUUAUAUACCGACCGAUAGCAAAUGUUCCCUAGAUGCGCAGAAUGCAUAAUUAAUAAAGUUUUUAUUAACCGAAAUAGGUAAAUUGAUUAAAAUAAAAUUCGAUAUUUUAGUAAAAAAAAAAAACAACAAAGCAAAACAAAAACAACUGGGAAUAUCUAUUGGAAAACUUCCAAUGGACUGGAAUGAAAUGUCAUUCAUGACUGAAUGAAUGAAUGAAAGCAUUCAGCGAAAAUCAAAAAACAUUAAGGUGGGUUCACAUUGGUGCGUUGUUUUAAGAUCGCAUGUAAACUAUGGUUAACUUUCAUUGUUUUAGUUAUCUAAGUUUAGAAGCAAGAUGUUUGUUUUAUUACCAUGAAUUUUUUUGUUAAAAUCGAAUUCUAUUAAAAUCGAGUCUAUUACUAGAUCCAAUCUUUUGUAAACACUUUUGAUACCAAUGAAAUCUAUUUUCGUCCUUUUCUCUCUUGAAAGAACAUAAGAAUUUGUCAGCAAUUACAUGAAGCCUCAAGAGGCGCGACUCUUUUUAAACAUAAUGAGUGCAAAAGAGAAAAAAGAUGAAAGAAAAAAUUAUCCGACCGGAGAGUCGUGGGUCGUGAGUCCGAGACUCUUUUUUGACGUUUCUUUUUCCACUUUUUCUUUUUUCAACAUUCAAUCACAUUUCUUUUUGCUUCUUGGUGCAAUACAACAACAACAAAUUUUAAUUCAAAAGAUAAAUGUAAAAUUUGAGUCCUUGACUCAAGAGGCAUCGUGUAAUAGUACGCGCCUCACAGAAUGAUUACACACCCGACAAACAAUUUUGGUUCGAUAAAGCUUUACAGAUGCAAUUGUUGCUUCUUUAAAGCAUUAUAGAAGCAAAAUUGUUAGUAGGGCAGCCACAUAAAAAAAUAUAAAAGUUCUGACCUGGGAUUGCGACUAAAUUUUUCAUAUAGUCGGUCGCUGAAACCGAAUCCGAAGUCCGUUUUGCUUCAUCACGUCAGGUUUUCGAGAUAACCUCAUAAAAUGUCAUGAAAACAAAAAAAAUUUUUCUCUGAUCUGGAUGUGCGAAUAUGCUAAUCAUAUAGUUUUUGGAUCACUGAAUCCAGAUUCGAAGUCAAUUUCGCCCUGUUUCUGGGAUAUCCUCAAAAAAAUGUCAAAACCAAAAAAAAACAAAAGUUUUUAUCUGGGGUUGCGACUAAAUUUUUUAUAUAGUUUUUGGGUCGCUGAAACCGAAUCCGAAGUCUAUUUUGGCGUAUCACGUCAGGUGUUUUAAAUCACAGUACACAUAAAAAGGUAAUAUAUUCCGAACUGACAUUGGUCGCCAAAUUGUCAAAACAUGACAAUUUGGCGACCAACGUCAGCUAUCGCAUUCUUAAUUGUUUUAAAAUACCGACGAAAAACUCACAAAAACCGAAAAACCACGCACAAUACUAAUUUUUUAACAAUUAUCGACCAUUUUCCGCGAAGAAACACCAAGAAAAUUUGUUAUUUUUCAAUUUAUAAUUAUUUUAAAUGACAUUUUAUAAAUUAAAACAAAAACAAAUUUCCUGUUUACUGCGAUCAAAAUAUAAAAAUCAAAGGCCGAUUUGACAGAUUGGUGCUCAUUUUUGACAAACAAAUUUUGACAACGUUCGGAAUAUAUUACCUUAUUAUGUGUACUGUGGUUUUAAAUAUCCUCAAAAAAUGUCUAAACUCAAAAAAAAGUUCUUAUCUGACAUUUUGGAGCUUGAAAGAAAUAAAUUUUUUUAACUUUUGUAAAUUUCCCACUUUUUCACUUUUUACGUCAUUGUAGUUAAGCCUUAAGGCUUUAAAAGUAUAACUACAACGGGAACUUUUUGCGAAAAGUCAAAAAGUGAUAGAUUUCAAACUCAUUUUAUGACAGUUUUUACGACGACAAAAUAAAAAAUAAUGAUGCAAAAAGCUUAUUAUUUGGUUUCCAAAUUUUUGGUAGUUUUUUCCAAAAUUUUUUACAAAAACAAAUAUUGCUAGAAAGAAAUAACAAAAAUUUAAUUUUGUAAAUUUCCCACUUUUGCACUUUUUAGGUCAUUGUAGUUAUGGCUUUAAGCCUGGUAUGCUGCUCGCGCUAAAUUUUAGCCAAGAUAAAAUUCCCAUACAAGUUAUCGAUAAUUUGUAUGGGACUCAUUUUAGCUCGGCUAAAAUUUUUCGAUAAUUUGUAUGGGAGCUAAAAUUUAGCGCGAGCAGCGUACCAGACUUUAACAUGAAAAAAACGUUGUUGUGCGACGUUGUUGUGAACGCACCUUUAAUAAAUGUGAACCUAUCUUUAAUCAUUAGUAAGUAUCUGAACGCAUUCAUUAAAAUUUUAAUGGAAACCACCACAAAUAUCAUUCCAAACUGGAAGUGCGAUAAAUAACGCCCUCCCUUCCGGAAAUUUAAACUUCUACAAGCUAAGCUAAGACGAGAACCUACAAAGUAUACAAUCAAUGAUGUGAAUGAAAAAUUUGAGUGAAGUUGGUGGAAGUUGAAUGAUUGAAUGAUGGAAUUUGAAUGAAUGGAACAUGAAACAGGUUGAAUUGAAUCGCAAAAUGCAAGGUGCAAACACAAUGCAUUAAGGGGAUUACACUUUGCACUUUCUUUUUCGAUACUUUUUUUUACGUAGUUGAGUGCAGUUAAAACGUAGUUCAACAAUAUCUAAAUCAGGUUAAAAAAAUAUCAAAAAGUAGGUAUAUUAUAUCUACCUGUGUAUUUUGUCUUCAAAAAGUGUAGUUAAUCGCAACAACAAAUACUAUACAAAAUAAUGAAACUAUUUUGGUAUAAUUGUGUUUAAAGUUGUUGCAAAUAAAAAAAAAAUAAAGAAAUUGGCGCUCGAAUUUCGAGGGCGGGGUCGGCUAGUUUAUGUUAUUU